Molecule: messenger RNA, 1930 nt
Organism: Gadus chalcogrammus (walleye pollock)
Lineage: Eukaryota; Metazoa; Chordata; Actinopteri; Gadiformes; Gadidae
Gene: afg2a
Product: AFG2 AAA ATPase homolog A
Exons: 12
Coding region: 62-1930 (622 amino acids)
Biological process (GO): retrograde protein transport, ER to cytosol; autophagosome maturation; mitotic spindle disassembly
Cellular component (GO): VCP-NPL4-UFD1 AAA ATPase complex; nucleus; cytosol
Molecular function (GO): ATP hydrolysis activity; ATP binding; polyubiquitin modification-dependent protein binding
Source: RefSeq, a predicted model, not a curated record
UUACACAUGUUUUCAUGAUCUCACGUGUUGUACUAAGUUGUUGUUAUAAUAUAUUAUUAUCAUGUCCUCGAAGAAAAGUAAGAACAAAUCCAAGCGGAGCAGCGAGGGGGACAGCUCCAACGACUCGUUUAUCCUCCAGAACCCGAGAGACGUCCACUCCUUCUCAGUGCAGGACUUCAUUGAUAAAGCAGACGACAGGACCCCCAGCAGGGCCAGGUGGGCUCUGGCUCAGGUGAGUCUGGGGUCCAUGAAGGCGACCGGCCUCUGCAUCGGCCGGCCGGCUCUGCUGACCACUGCCGCCGGACGCCAGGAGGUGUGUCUGGCCUGGCCUGUGGCCUCCUUCCCAGCUGCCAGGGUCGGCCUCCAGCGCAAUAUCCAGACCAGCCUGGGAGUGAAGCCUGGAGAUGGAUUAACGAUCUACCCAGUGACGGGGCCCCUGCUGCAGGCUCAGGAGGUGGUGCUGUCCCCCCGGCAGAAAGAUGAAACACUUGAAACAGAAGAGUUUAAGAACUAUUUCCUGCAGUCUUUGGAGGGCCGGGUGCUGCUCCCGGGCUCCCAGCUGUCCCUGACGUACUACGGCCGCGCCUGCAGCCUGCGCGUGGAGGAGGUGCGAGGGGAGGACGGAGCGCUGCUGCGGGGGCCCGCCGCCGCCGCGGCCCCUGGGCCUGACGCUGAGGACGGGGCCCCUGCGGACCCCUCGCUCCUGGGCUGCCCCUCCUCGGACCUCUCCCUGCAGCUCAGCCUGCUCACCGUGGAGGAGCAGCAGGAGGAGGCGUGCUCCCCCGUGGUCAGCACCCCGCUGCGACACACUGCCCUCCCCCGCGACCCUCUGUCACCUGUCAGUCAUCCUCCAAGACCCGCCCUCCUCCUCUCCCCCGGGUUCCCCCAGAGCCCCCUGCAGGCGGGCACCCCCCCUCUGGCGCCCCCUGGUGGCGUGCAGUGCUCCGACGCCUUCUACCGCGUCUCCGGCGACACCGCCGUCGUCUUCAGGGACAGGAGGCAGCGAGGCGCGGAGGGGCCGGAGGCGGGGCAGGAAGCUCCCCAGGCCAACAAGGUCACCUACAGUAUGAUUGGCGGGCUGAGCAGCCAACUGGAGGCGAUCCGGGAGACCAUCGAGCUGCCACUCACACGGCCCGAGCUGUUCUCAAACUACGGUAUCCCGCCCCCAAGAGGAGUCCUCCUGUACGGGCCUCCGGGCACUGGGAAGACUAUGAUUGGACGAGCCAUAGCCAAUGAGAUCGGAGCCCACAUGACCGUCAUCAACGGCCCGGAGAUCAUCAGCAAGUUCUACGGGGAGACAGAGGAGCGGCUCAGACAGAUCUUCACCGAGGCGUCUCAGAGGAAGCCAGCGAUCAUCUUCAUCGACGAGCUGGACGCUCUGUGCCCCAAGAGAGACGGAGCCCAGAGCGAGGUGGAGAAGAGGGUGGUGGCCUCCCUGCUGACCCUCAUGGACGGCAUCGGAUCAGAAGCUCACUCUGGACAGGUGCUGGUCCUGGGAGCCACCAACCGGCCCCACGCCCUGGACCCCGCCCUGAGGCGGCCCGGGCGAUUCGAUAGGGAGCUGGAGGUGGGGGUCCCCAGCGCCGCCGACCGCCUCGACAUCCUCCGGAAGCUUCUGACCGCUGUCCCCCAUGAGGUCGACGCCCACGACCUCGCCCGGGUCUCUGACUCCGCCCACGGAUACGUCGGAGCCGACCUAUCGGCCGUCUGCAAGGAGGCAGGCGAGUUCCCCAUCCUGGAUCAGAGUGGUCCGUGUGGACGGAUGGGCUGUGGGGAGGCCGGGGAGGGACCGGACCCCAGCCAUGAUCCUGGCUGGGGUCUUGAGAAAGGACCUGAGACCAGGACCAGGACCUUAGACCAGGACCUGAGACAGGACCAGGACCUUAGACCAGAACCUGAGACAGGACCUGAGACCUGGACCAGGACCUGA